AUGAAGACAUUAUUUACAGCUCUCUUCUUCGUCUUCACGAGCUAUUGUGAAGUACGUGCAGACAUUGUUCUGGGGACUAGUUCAGCUUUCCCUACAGAGGGCGCAUGGGAUGAAGAUGGCAAAGGAGUCAGUAACUGGGACCUGUUUAGCCUGACCAGUAGCAACAUCCAAGGUGGAGGGGACGCCAAGAUUGCAGCCGAUGGCUACCACAACGUGAAGACAGAUGUGCAGCUGUUGAAGUCACUAGGGGUGUCCCACUACAAGUUCUCGUUGUCAUGGUCUCGCAUCCUGCCAUCUGGAACUACCGAAAACUUAAUCAACGCCCUCCUGGCCAAAAACAUCCAGCCGUUUGUGAGUCUCCAUCACUGGGAUCUGCCGGAGAGGUUGCAGAACCAAGGAGGAUGGGCAAACGAGUCCUCCGUGCAGUGGUUCAGAGAUUAUGCUGACGUGUGCUUCAAACUGUUCGGCGACAGGGUAAAACUAUGGACCACGAUCGAUGACCCGGCGACCCUCGCUUACAAGGGUUACGAAACUGGGGAGAUAGCACCAGGACUGAAAAAGCCAGAGUUGGUGUAUGUUGUCGGCCAUAACCUGUUGCUGGCUCAUACUGAGGCAUACCAUCUGUACAAAGAUUCAUACAAGGAUUCUCAGAAAGGACAAGUUGGCAUCGAUCUUCACACGACCUGGUAUAUUCCAAAGACGCAAUCUGCUCCUGAUUUCUUGGCAGCAGAUAGAGCCGUUGUCUUUCGUCUUGGAUGGUUUGCGGAUCCGUUGUUCCUGGGAGACUAUCCCUCAGUAAUGAAAGAGCGAGUGGCAUUGAAGAGGGGUAAACUGGGGGUCCCUGAUGAAAAGUUGCCAGAAUUGACUGAGGAAGAUAAGAAUCGUGUGCGAGGUGCUCUCGAUUUCCUUGCAAUUGGCCAUUUCAAGACAAAGCUGGCAUCGGAGAAACCAAAUUCAGAAAGGGGAUUCUUGAAUGAUCAGGAUGUCCUGUUUGAAGCAGACAGGUCAUAUCCCAAACUGGAGUAUCGACCGGAACUCAACCCGGACAGUGACAAGCGACUAAUGGGCUUUGGUCUAAGAGAUCUCCUGGCGUAUUUGACUACAAAAUACAACAAACCGGCUAUUUAUGUGACUGAGAGUGGCCUGUCCACCUGUGGGACAUUGAAAGAUCAAAACAGGAUUGACUAUAUUAAACAGUACAGCAAUUAUGUCCUGCAAGAGAUCAACAACGGAAGUAAUGUUAGAGGCUAUUUCGUAUCCUCAUUGGUUGAUGGAUUCGACUGGAACAAAGGAUACACCAGCAAGACAGGGCUGUACUAUGUGGAUUUUGGUACCCCGGGAAGGCCUCGUUAUCCGCGAUCUUCGGUCAAGUUUUACAAGCAGCUCAUCGCCAAAAGGGGUUUCGACAAUGUCAUCAAAAACUACAGAGCAUUUCCUGAAGAUCGCGAUGAGUUUUACUACGGGUAUUUUCCUCACUAUUUCAUAUGGGGAGUUGCAACUGCGGCGUAUCAAGUUGAAGGAGCCUGGAAUGAAGAUGGAAAGGGCCCCAGCAUUUGGGACACGUUCGCUCACACCAACAGAAUAGCCCAUAACGAGACCGGGGACGUGGCUUGUGACAGCUACCACCUCUUCCAGAGGGACGUCGAGAUGCUCCAGGAGUUAGGGGUCGAUUUUUACCGAUUCUCUAUUGCUUGGAGCCGAGUUCUACCAGAUGGUACAAUAGGCUCAGUCAACCAAGCGGGAAUUGCCUACUACAACCGACUCAUUGAUGCUCUGCUGGCUAAGAACAUUACUCCUAUGGUGACGCUGUAUCACUGGGAUCUACCUCAAGCUCUCCAGGAUAGGGGAGGUUGGAAGAACGACGAGAUCGUAGACCUGUUUGGAGAGUACGCUAGACUGGUUUUCGAACAGUUUGGAGACAGGGUGAAGACCUGGAUCACAUUCAACGAAGCCUACGUAAUCAGCUGGCUAGGCUACGGCGUCGGGGCCUUCGCUCCAGGCAUUAGCGAGCCUGUUGAUGGGGUCUAUCGUGUGGCCCACAACAUAAUUCGCUCUCACGUGAAGGCCUACCAUAUCUUCAAGGACAACUUCAAGAACAAGUACGGGGGUAACGUUGGCAUCACAUUGGACAUUGAGUGGAAGGAACCGCUUACUGAUUCCUUGAAAGACGCCAUUGCAGCAGAGAGAGCCAUACAGUUUAAGUUAGGCUGGUUUGGCAACGCCAUAUUUUCCGGAAGUGGCGAUUACCCACAAGUCAUGAAAGAAUUCAUUGCAGAAAAGAGCCAACGACAAGGUUUCGCUACAAGCCGACUUCCGGAGUUUACUGAUAGCGAAAAGGAGCAGAACAAAGGUGCCUAUGACUUUAUUGGAAUAAACCAUUAUACAUCCAACCUGAUCGGCAACAAACCUAACCCGGAUUCGGUGCCAAACUACCAGGAGGAUCAGGACAUCGACAUCAAAUCGGAUCCCUGUUGGGGAGUUACGGCCCAAGACUGGUUGAAAGUAAAUCCAUGGGGUAUCAGAUAUAUUUUGAGAUGGGUCAAAGAACAUUACAACAAUCCAAUCAUCUUCAUCACGGAGAGUGGACGCUCUACCGAGGGUGGGCUGGACGAUCCAGAAAGAAUUUACUAUUAUAAAUACUACAUCAAUGAAGUCCUGAAAGCCAUUAAACUGGAUCACGUCCGCGUCCAUGGUUACACAGCCUGGUCAUUGAUGGACAACCUGGAGUGGACAACCGGCUACGACGCCAAAUUUGGCCUCUAUUCCGUGGACUUCAACAGUUCCAGCAGGACACGCGUCCCUAGAGCUUCAGCUGCAUUCUUCAGAAAUUUAACUAUCGAGAAUGGAUUUGAAGAGCCUGAAGACUAA
Messenger RNA from Candidula unifasciata, 2868 nucleotides. The record is from the annotation of a GenBank genome assembly. Lineage: Eukaryota; Metazoa; Mollusca; Gastropoda; Stylommatophora; Geomitridae.